Molecule: messenger RNA, 133 nt
Organism: Funneliformis mosseae
Lineage: Eukaryota; Fungi; Glomeromycota; Glomeromycetes; Glomerales; Glomeraceae
Source: the annotation of a GenBank genome assembly
GAAUACCUGGCCAGUUGUGAGAUACUUUGAGACUUUAUGCUCAAAGGUAGUUGAAGUCAUACCUAAUUAUAUUCAUACGAAUGAGGACUUAUAUGAAUGCCAACAAUGUGCAUCAAGUUUAGAUGCAUCUUAG